Molecule: messenger RNA, 1578 nt
Organism: Poecilia latipinna (sailfin molly)
Lineage: Eukaryota; Metazoa; Chordata; Actinopteri; Cyprinodontiformes; Poeciliidae
Product: centrosomal protein of 55 kDa-like
Exons: 10
Coding region: 153-1364 (403 amino acids)
Biological process (GO): regulation of phosphatidylinositol 3-kinase/protein kinase B signal transduction; establishment of protein localization; mitotic cytokinesis
Cellular component (GO): midbody
Source: RefSeq, a predicted model, not a curated record
GCCAAAACGUUGCUGCAUUGAAUAUAGCUGUUUUCUUUUUACAAACGGAAGCUUUCGCGCCUAACGCUUGUAGUGAGUUCCGUUUAAAAAAGGAUACCUCAGAAGAAUAAGGCCACAUUUUUGAUAGCAGCAGACGUUUUCAGGUAAUAAAGAUGACAGCCUAUAAAAGCAAUGCCUCACUCAAGAAAAAACUCAGCUUUGAGCUCGUAAGGAUCAUCAGCAGCUUAAAGAAGGAGAAUAUCCAGCUGAAGAAGACUCUAGCUGAGGUGUCCCAUCAUCACGCCGAACAUAAUAAGCUUGUGGAGAAACUCCUCACUCUUGAAACUCUGCAGCUCGAGAGUCGUCAGCAGCUUCCGGCAAAAGAUGAAAAAACAACUUCGACCUCAGAGGAUUCCCCAUCAUUCUCCAAUGACGAAGCUGUCUCACAUCUGCAGCAUAUGCUCAACGAUGCAAGUGUUGUGAAAAUUACUUUGCUCGCUUUAAUUUUUCAUGUGACAAAGUAUGACUGGGCUUUGGAAAAGAACAAGCAGUGGCUGGAAUAUGACCAGCAGAGAGAGGCCUAUGUUAGGGCAAUUCUGGACAAAAUGUUAUGGCUGGAGAAGCAUCUGAAUGAAACCAACCAGGCCCACUCAAUGCAGCACAAUGAGGAGCAUUCAUAUGCAGAGGCAAAAAGACAGGUUAAAGAAAUCUAUGAAAGCCUCGUGAAAGAGGCUGAUCUCUGGCUGGACAUGCUUAAAAAACAAGUUGAAGUGACUCAUCAGGAGCUGAUCAUUGCUGAAAAAAGGUUCAGGGCAAGAGAAGAAGAGUUGGAGGCUCUCACCCACCACCUGAAGAGUGAAAUAAUAAACAAAGGAAGCCCAAAAGAAGAAUGUCAUAACUCCGAGGAGGAAGAGCAACAGCUGAGGGAGGAGACCCAAGAACUCCAAGCCAGGCUGAAGGAGGAGAAACGGAGGUCUACGAACUUUGAGCUGCAGGCGAGCCUCUAUCAGAGGUACAUGUUAAACCAUCACCAUGCAGACCAGGAAAAGAUUUCAGAGCUGGAAAGACAGAUCAAGAUUUCUUCACAAGACCUUGAGGAUGCAAAGCGGGACUCUUCAUAUUUAAAGAAGCAAAUGAUCAGAAUUCUGAAGAAGCUUCCUAGAGCUGAAGGCCUUUCCCCAGAUCAGGCAAAGAGAGACCAGCAGGACCCGGACUCAUGUGAAGAGGCGAUGCCGCCCUCCUCGUCCCCCGGAGACAACCCGGUGUCCUCCUCUCACACCAGCGUGCUGAAUGAAAGCGUCCUGGAGUGUCCCACCUGCCAGAACGAGUACCCAGCCAGCGAAUACAGAGAGCUGCUGAAGCACCUGGAAAUCUGUCUCGAGUGAAUCUAACCCGUGGAAGUUCAGUUCUGUUUCUUUGUUUAGGAGUCACAGCACAUGUUCAAUGCCGGUUAAUAAUCUGCAAUUUUGCCUGCAUGUCAGUUUAGAACCGCAGUUCUGAAAUGAUUUGAAAUGCAUUUUACCUGGAGAUUUGUUCUGUUUCUUCGUGAAAAUAAAUUGAUGUAAAAUGACUGGAUUAAACCUUUAAUCAUUGAUUAGG